GGUGCGGGUGUGAGGAGGGUGGGCCCGGCCCGGGGAGUAGCUGCUCUCCGCCUGCGGCUGCUUCGCCCUCGGCCAACCGAUGGUCUGUGAGAAGCUCGGGCUUCAGUUUUUCCCAGGAUGGCUGCCUGGGUGCCUGCUGAUGCGCUGGGUCGCAGAAUCCUGUGUGGCACAGAACGUGCAACUGUACGCUAUGUUGGCAGUGUUCCUCCUACAGCAGGAGUUUGGCUUGGCGUGGAAUGGGAUGAUCCUCAGAGAGGAAAGCAUGAUGGUACCUAUGAAGGAACACAGUAUUUUAAGUGCAGGCAUCCUAAAGGAGGAUCGUUUAUCCGGCCAAACAAGGCAAAUUUUGGAGUAGAUUUUCUUACUGCAGUAAAGGAUCGGUAUCAAUUGAAUGAUGAGCAAGAUGUUCGACAUGGGACAGAGAAUACAUUGGUAUUUGGAAAGAAGACUGUGGAAUUUGUUGGCAUGGAUUCUGUUGCAGAACAACAAAGCCAACUGAACCAACUGGUAGAUAUCUCUGUGCGUGAGUGUGCAGUGAGCCAUGCUGGUCAGAAAGAAGAAAUCAGCAGAACGUGUGCUAAUAUCAGGCAUAUAAAUCUAUCAAAAAAUCUGAUAUCAUCGUGGGAGACAGUAACAGCUAUUGCUUCUCAAAUUCAAAAUCUGGAAACACUUAAUAUCAGUGAAAACAAAAUGAAAUUUCCAUCUGCAUCAACUUCUGUAUCCAGUGUAUUUUCAAAAUUGAGGAUUCUGGCACUUAAUCAAACUGAGAUAACAUGGUCAGAGGUUCUUCUUUGUGCUCCAGGAUGGCCAGUACUUGAAGAAUUGUAUCUUACUUCUAAUAAUAUUGCAGUUUUGGAAAGGCCUGAUAACGUCCUGCAGACCCUGAAGUUGCUUGACCUUUCGGACAACCAGUUACUGGAUGGAAAUCAGCUGCAUCUAAUAGCACAUCUCCCCAGAUUAGAACAGCUCAUACUUAGAAACACUGGACUAUAUUCUAUACACUUUCCUGAUGCUGGAUUUGGAUACAAGACUAAAAUGUUUCCUUCACUAAAACGCCUUGCAAUAAAUGACAAUAAAAUAUCACAGUGGUCAUCUAUCAAUGAGCUUGAUAAACUGCCAAGUUUGAGGUCACUGCAGUGUCACAAUAACCCGUUCAUGGACACGGAGAAGAACCCAGAGACCCUGAGGCAGCUAAUUAUUGCCAAGAUAAGUCAAUUGGAGGUUUUAAACAAAUCUGAGAUCCUUCCUGCUGAAAGAAAAGGAGCAGAGCUUGAUUAUCGCAAAAUAUUUGGAAAUGACUGGUUAGCAGCUGGUGGAAAUUGGAACCUGGAGGAAAACAAACCAAGCGAAGAAUUUCUCACUGCCCAUCCCAGAUACCCAUCGCUUUGUCUUAAAUAUGGUGCACCUGAAGAAGGAGAGCUGAAGGGACAACAGCCUUUGACUCUGAAAAACCAGCUUCUGAGUUUGACAAUUAAAUGUCCAGAGAAACCUGAACAGAAGCCAGUAGAGAAAAAGCUACCAGAGUCUAUGACUAUUCAGAGGGUCAAAGGAUUGCUGUAUCGCCUACUUAAAAUUCCUGGUUCAGAACUGAAACUGUCCUAUGAAAGUUCUAAACUGGAAGGAAAAGAAGUUGAACUAGACAAUGACUUAAAGCCUUUGCAGUUUUACUCAAUAGAAAAUGGAGACUGUGUGUUAGUACGGUGGUGAGGAGGGACUCGGGAUAGACUGAAGGAAAAGCCAACACUGGGCCUGCAGAGGGUAUGGACGGCCUGUGCCUGAGCACGGACGGGAGAACGCGAGUUUCACACGUGGCACCAGAGGGCUAUGCAAUAACACUUUCAGCUCCUAAACUUUAUCAGUCUCCAUGAAGCAUGUGCUUUUGGCUGAACUGUCUUACUUGAGAGAUACCAAACAGUGCUUAAAUGCUUCAGUUAAAUAAAACUCAAGGUAAUGCUUUUGCCAAGA
Messenger RNA from Tyto alba (common barn owl), 1965 nucleotides. It is a transcript of the gene TBCE, whose product is annotated as tubulin folding cofactor E. The record is from RefSeq and is a predicted model, not a curated record. NCBI's taxonomy places the organism in Eukaryota, Metazoa, Chordata, Aves, Strigiformes, Tytonidae. Gene Ontology annotation, molecular function: alpha-tubulin binding. Gene Ontology annotation, biological process: protein folding. The transcript has 17 exons. Bases 118 to 1707 code for a protein of 529 amino acids.